Prunus avium (sweet cherry) is the source of this 706-nucleotide messenger RNA. RefSeq names its product copper transporter 6. NCBI's taxonomy places the organism in Eukaryota, Viridiplantae, Streptophyta, Magnoliopsida, Rosales, Rosaceae. Gene Ontology annotation, biological process: copper ion transmembrane transport. Gene Ontology annotation, cellular component: plasma membrane. Gene Ontology annotation, molecular function: copper ion transmembrane transporter activity. The record is from RefSeq and is a predicted model, not a curated record.
UAAAUACCCCCAACUAAAUGCAUUGAGAGCACUCACUCAUUUCAAGUUUUCAAACCCCAAACACAAGCAAAAUUUUCACACAGAGAGAGAGAGAGAGAGAAGGUAUGGAUCAUGGGCAUAUGGGAGGCAUGGCAUCACCACCAUCACCACCAUCAUCCACGAUGAACGGCUCAAAUGGGAUGAUGCACCAUAAGAUGAUGAUGCACAUGACCUUCUUCUGGGGCACGAACGCCGAGGUGCUCUUCUCCAAGUGGCCAGGCUCAAGCACCGGCAUGUAUUAUGUGUGUCUGCUCUUUGUCUUUGCCCUAGCUGUCAUCGUCGAGUGGCUGUCUCAUUGUCGUUUAAUCAAGGCUGGCUCAAGCGACGUCGUUUGUGGACUGGCCCAGACUUUCCUGCAUGCCAUUAGGGUUGGGCUGGCUUAUAUGGUCAUGUUGGCCGUCAUGUCGUUUAAUGUUGGUGUGUUUCUUGUGGCUGUGGCUGGGCACACUAUUGGGUUCUUGCUGUUUGGGAGUAGGGUUUUCAAGAAACCAGAUCCUCAGGAUGAAAAGGGCUCUGAUCUUCCUCCCAUGAGUUGUUGAUUAUUUUCAUUAAUGGAAAUAUUAAAUGGGGCUUCUUCUUUUUCUUGAUUUUGGACUUAAUUUUAUGAAUUUCUUUUCAGAUUUUGUUUGGUGGUCUUGAAUAUAGACGAUAAAUAUUUACCAAAUUA